UCCCCAAGCCAUCUUCAGCUGAUGCCAUCCCUGUCUGGUGCCUCAGGGUGGGAGCUUCUGGCAUGCAAACUUUGCUACAGGGAUGUUAAGAAUGAGCACUGAUUUCUUCAUAUUUUGCAAACCACUGUAUUUCCAGGUUGCCUGGGGUAGCUGAGGAGAGCCAUCGCCAUGAUCCCCACACUGCUUUUGCUGGGCCUUACAGCCCUUGUCGGUGAGCCAGGGUUUGGGUUUGGGCUGCUAUCAGAAGCAUCCUGGGAACUGUUUGCAGAGGGACUGUGGAGAGGAGGUGUGCAGUCAGGUCUGAGGUCCCCUUUCUGUGUGGAGCUGUAAAGCCCUGUGUGGCUGAAGGUCCUUGGCUGCUGUAUGAGGCUGCUUGACUGACGCCCACGUGUGUCCUUUAAACCAGCAUGUCUGAAGUAUGGAACUGGCACAAAAAGGGAGUCACAGAUACACCUCCUCUUGAUUUUCCCAGCUGAUCUCGCUGAUCUCGCUGGCUAGUCAGUAAUGGUCUCACAAAAUGAGUCAAGCUGUUUGAUGGAGGCUAUUCAUUCCUCAGUUACCGAGGAAGCAGAGUAAUUUGCCCAGGCUGAGGCAAGCACUCUCCUGAAUUAAUUCCUUACCAAGUUAUGGAGGGACACAGGAGAUGCUCCCGGCCAAGGUGCUCAGGUACCGCCAGCCAUCAUCCGAGGGGUCCUGGACAUUGGUGGGCAUUGAAUCAGAAGAGCCCUCUGAAAUAAAUGCAGAGGCUGUGAAUCCCUUCUCUCACACCUUCUCUUCUUUAGACCUAACAGGGCAGACACCUAUUCAUCUAGAUUGUCAUUAGAUUAAUUCACUUCAACCUGUUCAAUUAGAAAAGAACAAAUUUCUGUUCUUGAGCUUUCUUUGAUACCGUUACUGAUGGAAAGGAGUGGCAACCAUACAAGCAUAGCCAACACAAGCUCCAUCCAUGAGUUACAGUUGCUAUGGUGAUAUAAGUGCUCUUCAAGCCCCCACUAUCUCCUGUACUGCCGUAAGAGCCCCAGACUGUGGAUUUACCACAAUACAGAGGUCUGCUGAGGCAGACAUCGUACGCCUGAGGAAAUACGAGAUCCCCAUUAAGAGAGUAGCCAGAAACCUGUGCUUGGACCCAGCGCUCAUCGCUGCCAUCAUCUCACAGGAAAGUCGUGUUGGCCUGCUGCUGGACAACGGCUGGGACCAGCAACGGCAUAAGUAUGGCUUGAUGCAGCUUGGUGGGCAGCAACACCACCCUUUCGGAGUAUGGGAUAGUGAAGAACACAUAAAUCAGUGCUCAACUAUCCUGGUCCUUUCAAUUAAUGAAGUACGGGCAAGACAUCCUACCUGGACCUGGGACCGGCAGCUGACAGGGGGAAUCUGCACCUACCGUGCAAAAAUGGGGAACUUCCAGCUCUACGAGGAAGACCCAUGUGACAGAGACAACUACUACGUCAACAGUGUGAUUAGGCGAGCCCAGUACUUUAAAAGACAUGGGUUUUAGCUCAUAAACCUGCCCUGCCACCAAGCUUCUCCUCUACAUAGACUAUCCCAUUAGUGAUUGUAGUACCCAGAGCAGUUCCUCAGGUCUCCUGGCAGAACCGAUGCUGAUGGCAACAGCAAUGGCACCUUGCUUGCUCCAGAAAACCCCAACUCCCCACUCAACAAUGGGCAAGCUCAACACUGUCUUCCAGGGGACACCAAGACAAGCGGGGACAGAUCAGCAAAGUUUAAGUGUCGGGUGAGGAAGGUACCUCUUCCCAUUCAAAGCUGGACCUGGAGCUGUUCGUGCAGCCCCCAGGCACAGGCAUGCAGGCAGCUCUUGUUCUUCCCAUCUCCUUCCCCCUCCCUGGUCAAUGGGGGGAUGAAACCACUGAGUUAAAGUCUUCCUUACCCUUGAUUGUGCUGGCUACAGGGCAAUGAGGAGAUUUCUUGCCAAGCCUUAGGUCUCUGCACUAGCUGUGAAUUCUUGUGGCCAGCCUCGCAAAGGACAACACUAAACAUGUUUCUGUUAGUCUUCUGAGCCCUGGAGCGCACAGUCAUGGUGGGGCUGAAGACUUCUUCAGGGUGAAAAGCAGCCUCAUACAGGGGAAAUCCUCUGUACAGGGUGUACUGCCAGUGCCAUAGCAGGCAUGCAAGACACCUUUCCAUUAGAGAGCAGCCCUCUCAGCAGGAGCUGGCCCCUUAUGUACCUGCCCCAGGAGCUGUAUCACAAGUGUUGCUAAAAAAACCCACAACCUUUCCUGCUUUAGCUUUGGCACCUUUACGCUGUGUUUUCUCCAAGUCUAAAAGUGCUUCAGCAUCUGUCCCUCUGCCAGGAAUCCCAGCUUCUAAUUAGGAGUGAAUUAGCUCUGGCUUUAUAAGAUCUGAAGGUGUUCUUCAAUGUGGAUGGGUCUGGGUGAAAAUUUAGGUUU
Tyto alba (common barn owl) is the source of this 2405-nucleotide messenger RNA. RefSeq names its product lysozyme g. Gene Ontology annotation, cellular component: extracellular region. Gene Ontology annotation, biological process: peptidoglycan catabolic process; defense response to Gram-positive bacterium. The transcript is spliced from 5 exons. The record is from RefSeq and is a predicted model, not a curated record. Bases 947 to 1495 code for a protein of 182 amino acids. Gene Ontology annotation, molecular function: lysozyme activity. NCBI's taxonomy places the organism in Eukaryota, Metazoa, Chordata, Aves, Strigiformes, Tytonidae.